Trypanosoma theileri is the source of this 1731-nucleotide messenger RNA. Its product is annotated as fatty acyl-CoA reductase. The transcript has a single exon. Bases 1 to 1731 code for a protein of 576 amino acids. The record is from RefSeq and is a predicted model, not a curated record. Gene Ontology annotation, cellular component: intracellular membrane-bounded organelle. Gene Ontology annotation, biological process: long-chain fatty-acyl-CoA metabolic process. NCBI's taxonomy places the organism in Eukaryota, Euglenozoa, Kinetoplastea, Trypanosomatida, Trypanosomatidae. Gene Ontology annotation, molecular function: alcohol-forming very long-chain fatty acyl-CoA reductase (NADP+) activity.
AUGUCUCUUGAUAUUUUUGAGGCGUUUUCGAAAAAAACGGUUUUCGUUACUGGUGGCAGUGGUUUUAUGGGAAAGGUUCUUCUUUUUAAGCUGCUGAAGGAGUUCCCCGAUAUUGAAACAAUCUACGUACUUAUUCGAGGUAAGAAAUCACGUAAGUUUAAGCGUUUUCUUGGUCCCCAGGAGCGUUUAGAGAAGGAGAUAUUGAGUUCGCUUUGUUUUGAACCCCUUAAGUCAACUCUUGGUGAAGAUAAGUUUAAAUCACUCUGCAAACGAGUAAUAGCAGUAGAGGGUAAUAUCACAGAUGAUAGACUGGGACUUUGUGAAAAAAAUUGUAAAAAGAUCUUAGAGUCUGUUAAUUUCGUUAUUCAUGUUGCCGCUACCGUUAAUUUUGAUGAACCCCUUAAUGUCGCUGUGGAAACUAAUACAUUGGGUUCUCUUCGAGUCCUUGCUCUGGCCAAACAGUGUAGAAAACUGGAAGCGAUGGUUCAUAUUUCUACAUGUUAUGUUAAUUAUAACCUUGAAGGGAGUAUUGUGGAGGAAUGUCUUUAUCCUUUACCUUUUGACCCAGAGGCAAUGUGUAAAUAUAUUCUUGCACUACAUGAUAAUGAAGUUGAUAUGGUUACUGAGAAACUUUUGAAGAAAUACGGUUUUCCAAAUACGUAUACGUUUACAAAAGCAAUGGGAGAACAUUUAAUUCGUGCAUCUAGGGGAAAUUGUCCUAUUUCUAUUGUUAGACCUUCUAUAGUUGGGUGUAGUUUUAAAGAACCAUUCCCUGGUUGGGUAGAUGCGUUAACAGCUGCUGGAGGGUUGUUAUUGACAUCUGGAUUGGGUGUAGUGCAAGAAAUUAAUGGUCGUGAAGAUGCUAUUGCAGAUAUUGUUCCUGUGGAUUUUGUUGUUAAUACUAUUAUUAAGGCACUUUUUAAGACUCAACUUUAUGUAAAAAGUCAACGAGUAGAUGUUAAUGUCUCAGAACAAUCACGAGGACAGGAGUUUGGAAGUACGCUUCUUAAAACUUUAGCAUCUCCUGAAUCAUUUAUUAAAAAAGGAUCUAAUGGUAUAGAAGGUGGAAGAACUUUAACUAGUAUUUCUUUGGAACAACAACAACAACAACAACAACAGCAACAGGAUGGGAUUUCUUCUGUUUCUUUUACACGAUCUGAUGUAAUACAAGAUGCUCUUCCAUUUGUCUUUCAUGCUGCAACUUCUUCUUCAGUAAAUCAUCUAACAUGGAGACGACUUCGAGAUGCUACAAAAUAUUAUUGGGAUUGGAAGAAACGUCAUCCUAGAGCUAUUGCCCCUAUGCGUACAGAAUUAAUUGAAUCACAAAUUGAAUAUUUAAUAAAAUUUUUCUUUCGUCGUGAAUUACCUUACCAAGUUUUGCGUUGUGUUUCAAUGCUUCCUCCACCUAUUGGAUCUGAAGAAAAACGACAACUUGUUAAAAAACUUGGUAAAGCAGUUUUUAGAGCAAAGGAUUUAAAUCGUCAAUUUCAAGCUUUUACUUCACGUGAAUGGAUCUUUUCUACGGUAAAUACCAAAUCGUUAGAUGAUGGUCUCAAUGACCAUUCUCGACAGGCCUUUUACUUUGAUACAUAUAUGAUUAAUUGGUGGUUUUAUGCCCAUGCGUAUUCCCAUGGAAUGUUAAAGUAUAUUGUAAAUGAUACUGGUGAUUACACAUUUCCUAAGCAACCAGAAACUCCCACCGAUAUCUUCAAGCGGGCAUCUUCACUUUGA